AUGGAGCUGGGAGGGGCUGUCACCACCUUUCUGGCACUCCGCUUGUCUUGCCUACUCAUCCUCAUUGCCUGGAAAUGAAUGGAUAAGGCAGGAAAGCUGCCCCCGUGUCCUACACCAAUUCCUUUCCUGGGGAACCUGCUGCAAGUUUGAACUGAUGCUAAGUUUCAGUCUUUCAUGAAGCUCAGGGAGAAAUACGGCCCUGUGUUCACUGUGUACAUGGGUCGGCCAGUGGUAGUUUUAUGUGGACACGAAGCAGUGAAGGAAGCCUUGGUAGACCAAGCGGAUGAGUUCAGUGGCCGUGGAGAACUGGCUUCCAUAGAGCGAAACUUCCAAGGUCAUGGUGUAGCUCUGGCCAAUGGAGAACAAUGGAGGAUUCUCCGACGCUUCUCCCUGACCAUCCUUCGGGACUUCGGGAUGGGAAAGCGGAGCAUUGAGGAGCAAAUUUAGGAGGAGGCCAGCUACCUACUGGAGGAGUUCCGGAAGACCAAGGCUAAGAUCCACGAAGAGAUUAACCAGGUGAUUGGACCACACCGGCUCCCAAGGGUGGAUGACCGGGUCAAGAUGCCCUACACAGAUGCCGUCAUCCAUGAAAUACAGAGACUGGUAGACAUUGUACCGAUGGGUGUCCCCCACAACGUCAUCCGGGACACUCAGUUUCGAGGUUACCUUCUGCCCAAGAUGGGCACAGACGUAUUUCCCGUGCUUGGCUCUGUCCUCAAAGACCCCAAAUACUUCCGCUACCCAGAUGCCUUCUAUCCCCAGCACUUUCUGGAUGAGCAGGGCCGCUUCAAGAAGAAUGAAGCCUUUGUGCCUUUUUCCUCUGGAAAGCGCAUCUGCCUGGGCGAGGCCAUGGGCCGCAUGGAACUCUUUCUCUACUUCACCUCCACCCUUCAGAACUUCUCUCUACGCUCGCUGGUGCCGCCUGUGGACAUCGAUGUCACCCCCAAGCUCUCAGGCUUUGGCAAUAUCCCCCCGACCUAUGAGCUCUGUCUUGUGGCCUGCUGA
Messenger RNA from Nomascus leucogenys (northern white-cheeked gibbon), 1005 nucleotides. RefSeq names its product cytochrome P450 2G1. Gene Ontology annotation, molecular function: iron ion binding; oxidoreductase activity, acting on paired donors, with incorporation or reduction of molecular oxygen, reduced flavin or flavoprotein as one donor, and incorporation of one atom of oxygen; heme binding. Gene Ontology annotation, cellular component: intracellular membrane-bounded organelle; cytoplasm. Gene Ontology annotation, biological process: xenobiotic metabolic process. The record is from RefSeq and is a predicted model, not a curated record. Lineage: Eukaryota; Metazoa; Chordata; Mammalia; Primates; Hylobatidae.